Molecule: messenger RNA, 1323 nt
Organism: Fonsecaea nubica
Lineage: Eukaryota; Fungi; Ascomycota; Eurotiomycetes; Chaetothyriales; Herpotrichiellaceae
Exons: 2
Coding region: 1-1323 (440 amino acids)
Biological process (GO): regulation of transcription by RNA polymerase II
Molecular function (GO): zinc ion binding; DNA-binding transcription activator activity, RNA polymerase II-specific
Source: RefSeq, a predicted model, not a curated record
AUGCCUUCUCGACGGUCGCAUACCAAAUCCCACCACGGGUGUCGGCAGUGCAAAGCAAGGAGAGUCAAGUGCGACGAGACAAGUCCUCAGUGCCAGCGCUGUGUGAAGCGACAAAUCCCCUGUUCGUUCCUCGGGAAUGGUUCCGAAGGGUUCCCGACACCCCCAGCAAACACGUCCACCCACGAUACAUCGACUCCCAAGAGCCUUGACCAGCAGCAGUCAGAUCCCGAGAAGACACGCUUUGGAGCACUAUCCACUCCGAAAGCAUCAUCUCCGUUGGCGACGGAGACAGACUCUACCAAUGUUGCCAAACGCUUUGAUAUCCUCGACAUGGAACUCAUCCAUCAUUACUCUACUCGAACCUACAUGACCAUGUCCUCGAGGCUCGCCACCCAUACUGUCUGGCGGGAUACUAUCUUCGCCGAAGCCUUGCGCCAUGAUUAUCUCUUACACGGCUUGAUGGCUACUGCGGCCUUGCACAAGGCCACUGUGCUGCUCAAGACAUCGGAUGCGUAUGCCGAGUACUCCAAAGUAGCCAUGGCUCACCAGAAUGCUGCCUUGGCUGGAUUCAUUCCGGCAGUCAGCAACCCUACUCAGGACAAUGGCAUCGCCUUGUUCUCGGUCUCUCUCCUUCUCACGAUCUGGGCCUUUGCAUCGAAAAAAUUACCAGAGGGUCUGAAUCGUGUGAAGCUGGACUUUGGCAGGGGCGAAUCGUCCCCAGGCAUCACUUUGCCACUGAACUCGCCGACGGCCGACUUCAUUGAAAUCAUCAUGAUCCUCAGAGGAAUCUAUGCGGUGAUCAGAGAGACCGACAAGUGGCUUCAAGGUGAUAUUGAGGAGCUGCUGCGGUAUCCGCGCAGUGAAGAUCUGCCUCCGCAUUCACCAGAGGUGGAGGAGGCCUUUAGCACGCUCCGCAAUGCCCUGGACGAUCCUCAACUAUCGUCACUUUGGGAGGGCGAUGACUCUCAGCGAACGAGGAAUCUCUUUCUCGAACAAAUGGAGCAGUUGCGUGACAUCUCGAGAUGUCGUUCCGUGGUCGAGUGGGAUGGUCACAUAUUUUCCUGGUUGAUCAUGGCACCAUUGUCCUUCAUCCAUUGUCUGAAGCAGAGUAACCCCUUGGCCCUGGCAAUAUUCGCUCACUGGGCUGCCAUGUUCAGGUGCAUGGAUCACCACUGGUGGGCAAAUGGCUGGGGUUACAGCUUGGUUGUGGAUGUGUCUAGCCUGCUAGAUCCUGUGUGGGCGAGAUACUUGGAUUGGCCCAGAAGACAAGUCGGGCUCGUGUUCCAGGGCGGCGGAGCUUUCGAUACACGACGGAUGACCUGA